ACUUGCAGAGUGUCCCACAUAAUAAGAGUGAUAAGAAGUAUGGUUAUCAUAGAGCCAGAUAUGGAAAGGCACCAACUUACAGUUCUGAGUUUGAUUUGUUUGUUUGUUUGUGCCAGUAUUGGUGCUGUGUCCAUUAAACUGAUUUUCUCUUUUUUUUCAACUGCUCUGAAAUGAGCUACGUCAACCGUGAGACAGUACAAUGAAGGGCAGGCACAGUGACCAAAGGCUUUAGCAAGCAAGUAAAGCCACAGUUUUCCUCAAGCCAACAUCAGAGGAUGCUGUGAAACUGCUGAAGCUCUGCAAGUAAGAAGGAAAAGAGACCUCUGGGCUCGACUCUUUUCUGUUACCAGCUGUGGAGGACAGGAUCCUUUCAAGAUCCCAGGAUGAACUAGGAGACCUGAACCACAAGCAGCAGGAGUGAAGGAAGUGUCCUUUGCAGUAGAGAUGUGAGGCUGAGGGAGGACACUACAUGGGCUGUGUGAGACCGAUGCUAUUCAGAGUAGCCAUCAUUUCUACUAACGCAAGCCAGUGUGAUUCUAGAGAAGGCUGAAAUGACUCCAGUGACCUCAGGAGGGGAAGAGAGUCAUAACUACAUAUUUAUAAAUUCAGGACCGAUUCUCCUGGACAUAUGAAGGAGGGAAAGAGAAACUACAGAACAGAAAACUGCUUCACUGAAGUUGCUUUAGUCUACCUGCAAGAAGAUGAUCACCACAUGCACUCUAAUUAGAAGAGUUUUCUGAGCAAAUGAAGAUAAUCGUUUUAUCUACAUUUCUGUUUAAAAUCCUGUGUCAUGGCCUCUCUUAAACUAUUGUAGGAAUGAAAAUCCAAGAGAAAGAUAAGUAUAAUCAUUUUGACUCUAUUUACUUUAACUAGCACAAAUACCUUUUGUGUGCUCUUUCCUAAACAUACUGUUAAUAGAUUAAUCUGAUUCAGUCUCUUAUCUAUUGUUAAAUCAGUUUCAGUUUGUCAACCUUUCAACUAAAUCAGCCAAGUCAGAGUCUAAUGUUUGAGACGACCUAAAUCUUCUCCAGCUGUCCUUUUCCAUGGUGUGAAAAUCAUUGCUGAGAUUCUGAAGGUAGUGGACAAGAUUUUGUCUGAGUGACAAAAUGCUUACUAGGACUCUUCAAGAUCACAUACCUUACAAAGUUGAUGAACAAUGUUCACCAGCCCAAGUACCAGUAAAUUAUCUGAGGAACUACAUGUCUGGCAGCCUGACCUCAGUGCCAGGUAUUCUGACACCUUCUAAAACCAGACACAAGGAAACAGAAUGGUAAAUUCAUAUUGCAGAGGACUUUGAAAAUCAGCAGUUUUGUUUAAACUGCAAACUAUAGUAAAAAAUAAUUGCUAAGCUCUCCACAGACCAGAAAUGUGAAAAAUGUUGGCUUGCUGAUUUCAACAAACUAAGGAAGUGAAGGCUUCCAGUUUCAAAAACUUCUGUAUUUGCCAUAGAACCCAAGGCACAUUUGCUUCCUUUUUGACCACAUAUUGGGAUACUCAAGGGGUAAGAUGAGGGGGCAUCUGUGAUUCUCUUAUUUCUAGUGGUAUGAGGAAUAAAAAAAUCCUGGAGUCUCCUUCUCAAGAGUGCUGCCAAUAUCUAGAAGACUCUUGUUAUUCCUAGAAAGACUAAGAAAAUUCCUGGAAAAAAAAAAAAUAAAAUAUGCUUAAUAGGGCUGUCAGGAGGCCAAGAUACCAGAAGCAGUCCCCGCAGUCUGUCUGCUGAACUUCUGAGGAACAGAAUGAGUAAAACAGCAAAAAUUCUUACAGCACUCUGAAGAAAAAGUGCCUCUUGGCUUUGACUGAAAAUAUACAACUGUAAUUGUAGACGAGGAAAAGCAAGCAAAAAGAUGGACUAGAUAAUGAUGACUGAACACCCCUAUGGAAUGCUGCCAGGAGUGACUGUCACCAGUUAAACGGAGCUAUUGCAAAUCACUGAGAAUUUCUCCCUCUUGGUGACACAGAUUUACAUCAGAUCUACACUGGCUUAAAACAAAACCAAUCCUCUACUCCAGUUUCAUAGCUGCAGUGUACCUCAGUCUUCUUGUUCCUAAGCUCUGAAAUGUUUUCUGAGUGAUCUGAGAGUUGUUCACAGAACCCACAGAUACCAAAAACUGAAAAUAGAUCUGAACCAUAAUGUGCCUGAACUGAAGGACUGGCUCAAAUUCUCACUCAUGAACAGCAUCAACAUAAGAAACAAGCAAUAUCUGUUGAAAAAAUAGUAAAUAAAAAGCCUGCAUAAUGUCAAGAACUUUUCAACUUUUUCUCUUUUUAAAGCCACCUUCCUUACCUACUGGUCUGAAAGAACUGAAAAACCAAGAUAUAUAUCAUCAUUUCUGUGGCAGCAGUUUAGUGUUCUUCCUCAAGGAACAAUUGUGCAUAUGUGUUGAAGAAUGAAACAAGUGGGGUUUUUUCUGUUGUUGUUCUUGGGAAACCAAAUGUUUCCACUUAAGGAGCAGUGUAUUGCAAGACUCACCUGCAUUUAUUUUGCUGAAGCUACUUAACAUUUAAAGGCCUAAAAAUAUCAGUUAAGUUCUGCUAACAUGUGAUAGUUUGGCAUGAAGGUUUAAGUAAUCAUCCUCUUGGCAGGCAUUUUCUAUAAAAGAAAACCUGUCCAGAAAGCAGAUUGAGUUACCUUAUAUACACACUCUUCACAACUAGACACAGCAGCAGAUCAUUGCCUUUUGGAAGAAUAACAUCAGCUUAGAGAAGAAAACUGGAAACUGGAAAUGCUGGACAGAGUUAAAGACAAGAAGUUACAUCUGGGAAGAUCCAGAACAAGGACAAAAAUACCACAGAGACAAAGAGAAAAGGAGAACUGAAUCCCUUCGACCAAAAGCACAGAUGGGUCUCAGCUGAACGAAGCCCCGCUCUUCUUCCUCAUCAUUGCCCUAAGCGUGCGGAAGUCGGGCUGGAGCUGCUUGCGGCCGGUACAGCCCCGAUAAGAAGCAGCGUGUUAUCUUCUCUCUGCGGUCUGAUCUGGAGUCCUUUCCCUGUUGACAACUGGUCUAUCAGUCAUGAAACGAAUUCUUCUGUUUUUCAUCCUGGCUGCUGCUGUUAUGUAUGGUAUACUGCAUGGAAAUCUGUGGAGAAAUAACUUCUACUGGAUUAGCUUUUAUGGACAGACUUCUUCUGUGAGGGGUCCUUCUUCCAGUGAGGCUAGUGGAGUUACCCAGCUGCCACCUACAGCUGUGGAGAGAAGGAAUGCACUAGAAACUUGCCUUCUGAAACCAGCGUUUGAAUCUUUACUGGAUGUUGACAAAAUAUACCCGUUCCUGUGUGCCAGUGAUUUUAUCAGAGUGGCAGAGUUCCAUGGAAGUGAUAAGUUCGAGCUACCUUAUGGAAUAAAGAGAGCAGAACAAUUUUUUCGUUUAGCCCUUUCAAAGCUGCAACAUUGUGGACUGUUCAACAAAGGCGACAGUGUUGCCUGUCGACGGUGUGUUGUGGUCGGUAAUGGAGGAGUACUUCGAAAUAAGACGUUAGGGGGGAAAAUUGACUCAUAUGAUGUGAUAAUAAGAAUGAAUAACGGCCCUGUUAUAGGGUAUGAAGAGGAUGUUGGGAGAAGGACGACUUUUCGCCUUUCCUACCCAGAAUCCAUCUUCUCGGAUCCAAUCCACUACGACCCUAACACUACUGUUGUUAUUAUUGUCUUCAAACCACGUGAUUUAAAGUGGCUUUGGGAGAUACUGGGCGGUCAGAAAAUUAGUGCUAAAGGCUUUUGGAAGAAACCAGCUCUGAACAUGAUAUAUAAAUCUAAUCAAAUCAGGAUUCUUGAUCCCAGCAUCACCAGAAAAACAGCUUAUGAUUGGCUUCAUUUCCCAACAAGAUUUCCCAAAAAAGAGAAACCCAAGCAUCCAACAACAGGGCUAAUUGCCAUUACACUAGCAUUUCACAUUUGUCACGAAGUCCACCUGGCAGGCUUCAAAUAUGACUUCACUGACAGGAACAGUUCUUUGCACUACUAUGGCAACGAAACAAUGUCUCAGAUGAUGCAGAAUGAAUACCAUGACAUCAGUGCUGAGCAGAAAUUCUUGAAGAAGCUUAUAGACAAGAACUUUGUGGUCAAUUUGACGUGAAAGCUGGAUGGAAAAUAUGAAGAACAAUCACUAUUUUCAAGAUCUCAAAUUUUUUUUAUUUUUUGUAUGACAUUUUUAUUUUUUAAGUGCAACGUAACUGUUUACUGUUGAAAAACAGCGUGGAAACCUCAUAAGGCAGAAGCUUCUAAGCCGGAGGAUGAUGGACUAUUCCAAGCAGAGCUAACUGAAUUUCUGUGAAGCUAUUUAAUGGGAAAAACACAAAACUUUCAGCUGAAAGUAUCAGGGAUGUAUAAAAAUGUGAUUCACGUUACUUAUUUAUCAGCAAGAACUUUUUUUUUUCCAAAUGGUUACUUCUCUGGAGUACAUUCUUUUCUAACAUCCUCCAAAAGGAUUACACUGUUAAGAGACUGAGACAACUAUUUAAGUAGUGGAUGGAUGUCAGUGCUUGAAUCUUUCUUGUAAUACAAAAGUGGCUUUAAAAGCAAUGCCUUUAAGUCAUUACUGUGUGUUUGGGAGAAGGGGAAACAUGCGGAACAUACAGACUUCAGUCUGCCCUCCUCCUGAGCAGAGGACAUCCAUCUUCUGUGAAGAAGCCACAACCUGCACUGGUCAUCGACUCUGAACUGCUGUCUGUGCGUGCCAAAGGUGAAGACCCUUUGGUCUGUUUACUGGAGAUGCUGGCAUUGACAAUGCUCGUGUUGUACUGGUUUAUGGAAAAAAAACAACAAACAAACAUAUGACCUGUGCUGUGCUUCCAAUAAAUUUUACAAUUUUUGACUUCUCUUAGAACAGAGGAAUUUUGAAGACUGAA
Coturnix japonica (Japanese quail) is the source of this 4842-nucleotide messenger RNA. The record is from RefSeq and is a predicted model, not a curated record. Lineage: Eukaryota; Metazoa; Chordata; Aves; Galliformes; Phasianidae.